ACGGGACCCUCCGUCUCCAAGAUGGACAACUUCUGAAUCCCGUGAAGAGUUCAUCUGCGGGUCCUUAACGCUACGGACUUGGCUGCUCCAUCAAUCAUAAAAGAAAAAAUACGCCCUCCCCCCUUUUCCCAAAUUCCAUUCCAAUGUGAGGUCUGAGAAGUAUCCCGGAGGCCGCUUGUUUCUCAGCCUCAGCUUUGCCAAGGGAGCCGGGAAGCCGCUGGCCACUCCGUUUUCCAGUUCGGACCCGCUGGAAGGACUGGUGGGGAAAACCUGUUUGCCCGUCCCCCCCUUAGGGGGUCGACUUGGUCCGCACCUGUUCCCGGUUUAGGGGAACCCCCCGGAAAAUGAUGAAGACCGAAGGCAAGGGGGAGAGGACUUUGCGCAGCGCUUCUCCGCACAGAAACACCUACAAAUCGGACUUCCAUGCCAUCAAGUGCUCUUUCGACGGGAUUGACCCGGAGCAUGCGGCCGGGCAGGCCGGGAAGCCGCACCGCGGUGCCACGGGGAGUGAAGAGGAUGGCCAGAGCCGAGGGCGGGCCUGCUACGGCAACCGGGUGCACAAGAUUAAGAGUUUGUUCCUGCAGAUGGGCAGCACCGUGCCGGCCGUCGAAAGCAGCCCACCUGCCGAGACCAAAGUGAGUGGCAGCAGGCCGGUGGCGUUGCCAGAUUGCCCUCCUGCCUCUCCCACCAGCCUGAACGUCCAGAAGCACAACCUCCUCAACACCCCCUGCAGCGGCGCCCCCGACGAGGAGGGAGACCUGGACAAGGCGGCCUUGGCGGAGAAGUUUUCCGAGACCAGGAAGCUGUUCGAGAGGAACAUCAAGCAGCAAAACAACGUGGACCGCUUCUCCCCGAGCAGGGGGGAAAGGGCGGCCGAGAGAAGGCGACCCAGCUCGGGCUCCCCGGACGGCAGUGGCCUGGUAGAACAGUUUCACUUCCACGUGGAGACGAGCCCCGGGGGCGACUCCGACCUGUUGGAGAAGAUCCAGGGAGGUGGAGAAGAGGAGGAAGGAGACCCCCAGUUCGACGAGGCCCCAGAACAGCCACCCUUGUCGCCGAAGUCCCCGGUGGGGGAUGCGGCCGAACCGGGACUGGGCACCGAACCCGACCUGAAGGCGACCCCUCCGGGAGGGGAACCGGCCCACCAGGUACCCCCGGGGGACGGAGACACCGAGGACGAAGAGGAGGAGGAGGAAGAAAGAGGGGGAGAACGGACAGAGAAGAGGAACUCGUCCGGCCUCUCUUCGGGCCCCGCCGCCUUUGGAAUAGAAAACGCAGGGUUUGAUGAUGACCGGGAUCAGGAACCCGAAAUUCAAGGCCCACGGGGGAAAGAGAGCUUAGAGGAAGCGGAGGAGGCAUGUACUUAUGGGAGCGACUAUGAGGAGUUCCCAGGACUUUCUGAAGAGGAUGAGCCUGUGCCCGACAGAAAGGUCAAGUUCUCUACCGCUCCCAUCAAGGUUUUCAGUACCUAUUCAAAUGAAGAUUAUGACAGACGUAAUGAAGAGGUUGAUCCUGUGGCAGCAUCAGCUGAAUAUGAAUUGGAGAAAAGGGUGGAAAAAAUGGAAGUAUUCCCUGUAGAACUUGAAAAGGGAGAUAGUGGCCUAGGAAUUAGUAUCAUUGGAAUGGGUGUUGGGGCAGACCAGGGCUUGGAGAAGCUGGGAAUUUUUGUGAAAACGAUAACUGAAGGAGGUGCUGCACAAAGAGAUGGACGGAUCCAAGUAAAUGACCAAAUCGUUGAGGUUGAUGGUACAAGUUUAGUAGGAGUAACUCAGUUGUUUGCUGCCACUAUACUCAAAAAUACAAAAGGGACUGUCAGAUUUCUAAUAGGACGUGAGAAACCAGGAACACUAAGUGAAGUAGCCCGUCUCAUCAGUGAGACGUUGGAACAAGAGAGAUGCUUGUACGAACAGCAUUAUGCCCAGGAGGAUACUGAACAGGAUGAUGACUAUGAUGAUGAAGACAGCCUCGAAUCUCAUUUGCAUGCAAAAUCAGUAGAGGUGUUUUAUUUACCUGAAAACGAAGAAAUGAAUUUACCUUUGGAUAUGGAUUCCACACAGUUUCUUCUGAAGUUUAAAGAGUUACAGCUAAAACACGCAGUGACAACAGCUGAAGUAAAUCAACUGAAAGAAAGAUUAAAGGCUGCAGAAGCAGAGAAGACUGAAUGGGAGACAAGCAAGAAACAGCUCGAACAAACCUCCGACGACUACAAGGAAAAAAUUAAGAAACUUGAAACCUAUUGGUCAGAGGCUCAGAGUUUAUGCAAAACAGUAAAUGAGCAUCUUAAAGAAACCCAAGAGCAGUAUGACACCCUGGAGAAGAAAUACAAUAAAGCCAAAAAAUUACUUAAAGAUUAUCAACUGAAAGAAAUUGAAUUUUUGAAAAAAGAAGAGGAUCAUAGGAAGAAUCUUGAAGAGCGAGAUCAGAAACAUGUGGAACAUAUGAAAACAUUGCAAGAAACGAUUUCAGAGCUUGAGAACAAAUUAAAAGUGUAUGAGAAAAUGCCAUUAAUAUCAGGAAGCUGUACAUUGCUGGAGCCUGCUAUUCAAAGUCCAGGGCAACUGAAUGAGCACUCAGAGGCCCAAGAAGAAAAUCUAAAAGAAAUGGGAUCAGUGGAAAACUUAGACUCUAAAGACACUUUAAUUUCAGAUUUUGAUGCAUUUGUGGGAGACCCACCUAGACUAGACACCAGUGCUCACAAAGCAAAAGCUCAGCUUGCACUCAAAGUAAAACGUCAACCACCUUCUCGAACAAAACUUAAGGAAUCCCUUGGAACAGGACAGCUGAGUGUAAAUCUUCAGGAUGAAGAUUUAGAUGAUACUACCCAGAAUAAUGAGUUUUGCAUCACACAAUCCAAGGUCUUAGAAGGAACAGAGAAGAGGUUAAUUUUGCCGCAACAGCCCGAUGUAGAUGAUCAAAAAAUUGAAAAGCCUGAGCAGGCAGAAAGUACAGAUAGUCUGUUGGAGUGCAGCCCGUCUGUUUCUACCCACUCUUCUCCAGUACACAAGAUAAACCAAGAGAGCAUUAAGAACCCUACUCCUGGUGAAAGUGCAACUCACACCUCUUCUCCAGGAAGUUCUGGAAAUUCGAAGCUUAGAGAAUCAAAAGGGAAAGGAAAAGAGACCAAAGAUGAAAAGAAAAAUGAAGAUAAAACUGAAACAAAUGAAGGCACAUCAUCAGGAAAGUCCAAAAGAAGAUUUCCAGAUUUUGGAGGCUUACGGAAAUCUGGAGGCAGAGGGAAGAAACAAGAAAAGGAAAAUCAAAGAGCAUCUCUAGAGAGCCGAGGUUCACGGGAAAUGUUGGAUGAUUCUGGCAAUAAUCUUUCUGCAUCAGAUUCCGAUUCUCCAGUUCCUACUUGCAUGCCUUUCUCUUGGUUUGGAGACAGUCACAAAGAACCACCGAAUUCAAGCAGUAAUCUACAUUUCACUCAGAGUGGACAAGAUACUGCUUCUGAACAGGGUCAAGAAAAAAUCAGAAACAAGAGUAGAGUUAUCAUAGAUGACUCAUACCAUAUCAGGCCAAGUUGUGAACUGUCAGGGUUAGUGACAGAACCAAAUCUGUCAGGGCGUUCACACACUUUAACCUUCUCUUCAAAUGAGGCACUAGAUGACGACUUCACAACCUCAGGGAAACAGAAUCAGUGGCACAGCAGACCCAUUUCUGAGUGGACAACACAACAAGUAUGUCAUUGGUUGAUGGGAAUGAAUAUGGAGCAGUACAUUACGGAAUUCACCGCAAAAAAUAUUGAUGGGCAACAGCUGAUGCUACUGGACAGUGACAAGUUGAAAACCCUGGGAGUUGCCAGCCAAAACGAUCGAUCUUCAAUAAAGAAGAAAAUAAAGGAUAUGAAAAAAACGCAAGAGAAACUGGAAAAACAAAAAGAAAAAGUUCAGAAGAGAGAAAGAGAAGUUCGGAGAGGUGGCAAGAUGAUAGCCACAGUAGAAUCUAACUGCUAAAAUACUGAUUUUAUUCUAGGUUAGACUUACUUCAACUCGAAGAAGUGCAACAAAUUGUAAAUAAUUGUACAAUUUGAAAAUGUGCAACCAUUUAACAUGGUAGUUUUUUUUUUAAUUUACUUUUUAAUUUCAAAACUUCCUCAAAGAUUAUUUUGGUUUAGAUAUUGAAUGUACCUGUACUGAUAGAUAAUUUAACUUCAUUUUUAAGUGUUGUGUUUGCUUUAGAUUUAAAAUUUAAAAAUAUCGUUCUCCCUGAAAUCUCCACUGAAAUCUCCACUGUAAAACUGCUGGUCUAAUACUAUGAUUUUUUUUUUUUAACUUCCACUCAACUGGCAUUUUGGUAUUUUGCCUGUAGUAGGAAGUUGAAACCAAUACAGGGAUAUUAAGAAUAUUCUGCUAAUAAGAAAGAGUUGUGGCAACCUGUUGAUACCCAUUUUCACUAAUUUCAAUGCUGUGCGGUGAAAUUCAAAGAAAACAUUAAUGCCAAGUUUAUUAAAAAGGAAGAGCAUGUCACUUGCAAACUUAAUUGAAUUCAGCAUGUUGCUCUGUUCAGAACGUUGUUCUAGCAGUGGUCCAUCUUGAAUUCAAAACCUCAUUUAGAAAUAUGUUGAUUUUUUGAAUUCCAUUUGUUGCAUCUUAUUCCAAAAUAUUACUUGAAGUAGUUUGCACAUAAACUACUUAUGCUAAGCAUAAAAACACUAAAUUCUCUGUAAGCUGCACUCUAUGGUGUUGGAACAGGGUUUAAGACCUAUAAAUAAAUGAUCAACUUUAUACGUAUUUUUCUUAUAGUACAUAGUUUUAUAGUUUUAUGAGUAAGACCAGUUUUGCAAUGUGUGUUUUCUUCUCUUUUCUACUCACUACAAUACAAGACUUUGGGGACCAAAUCUAUAUUUUUGCUAAUUUUAAAUGCUGUUUUUCAGGCUUCCAAAGUACCAAGAUGAGAAUUGCAAGAAAAAUUGAUCAAUGAAAUCCUGGACUUGUGUAUCGUAUUAAAUUGUUAAAUUGUAGAUGUAGCUAUAGAUAUAGACUUUCUUUUAAAGGAGGAUUUGAUUCUGAGCAAAGUUUAGGUCAGGUUGCAAGAACACUUUGUGGAGUUUCGGUAAUAUCAUGCAUAUUAUUAACUAGCUAGAUCAGGUUGUAAAACGUGUGUUUUGGUAAUAACAUCAUUCAUUUUUCUCACUAGCUAGAAAUGGUAAUGCAAUGGUUAAUCCUUCCCUUAAUUUAUGUGCUUAUUUUCAGGGCAGUGAUGUUAGAAGGAAAAGUGUUAAGUACCAAAUGAAAGGGGAAGUGGUAGGAUCUUGAAACUUUGAAGAGUUAGAAUAUUCCAAUUAUGUGGACCAAUUUCUCCUUUAAAUAUUUGAAUUAACUAAAUGUUUUGUUGAAUUUGUAUUAAAUGGAUAAUAAUUUCACAUCUAACAUUUCCUCAAGUGUCGUUUGUAAGAAAAUGCCCAGGUUCCUGCUUUUGAAGCCCAGCAAAAGACGGUUGUAUACAGUUUGAGCUGUACCACAGGAGGGAAGUUCUCCAAAGGCAUUCAUGUGUACCAAAUGAUCAUUUGUGCCGUACCCUCUGCCUCCCUAAAGGAUCUGAGUCAUGAAGUGUAGCAACUGCUAGGGUUUUAUGACCCCCCUUUCGUCUGGUAUAGCUCAGCAACACCAAAUCUCUUCUUCUCAUUUCCUUUUCAGCCAUCUGGAGCGAAAGGAUGUGCCGCUUGAUCUGUAUACCCAGUCCAAAGGACACCCCAGUGCUGUAUGGCUUCUUGUUUGUUUGUCAAAUCCAUGUCUGUUCACUUCGUUAGGGAAUAUUAAUGUUCCCUCAAUAUGUGUUCAUUAUGGUGUUUAUUAUGCUCCGAGAAAAUCAUUGCAAGCAACACCAUUUGAGACCUAAAGCCAAAACAAAGAUUAAAGAAAUUUUGAAGCUCCUAUGAGAUUUUUUAAAAUUGGUCAUUAAGGGAAGGUACAGAUCUCCAGAGUUCGGUUUAUCUUCUAGCCUUAUACCUGAAUUAAUAUUUAUUCAGUUCUGCCUCUGUAUUUAUGUACUGCAGCAUAACUAACUUUAUCCCCAAUACCUAGAGCAGACCUUUGGACAGGGUGGGCACCCAUCAAACACUGACCGACAGCCAUAUGAGCAUUAAUCUGGAGCAGGAUACGUUCUUUUGACGAGUCUCAAAGAAUUAAGAGGGGGCUGCUUGGGAGAGUGAUUGGAAAAUUAUUCUGGUUCCUCUUAACCUUUACAGUUCCUGGACUUCAUAUUUCCGGUUCUCCGGCAGCAAGGUCACAUACCCGGAUGGACCACAGGCCAUCACAUCCAACCUCUCCACCUGCUCAACUACGAAAACAGACCCUCGUUGCCCCAAUGCCGAGAAGAAAUCUGGAAGGGCCUCAAGUGAGGGACAAGGGUUGCUCACUGUCUGCACCCUGGCUCAGGGGAGAACUUGAUCGAUGAGGUUUCUGCUCAAGAAGUCCCCUCUCUCCCCAACCCUUCCUGAAGCCACAUCUCAGCUUGAAGCUUUGGGCUAGAGAGCAGAUGAGCACUACAGGAGCAGAUGCUGCACUCUCUUUUGACCUGCGCGCUCUACUGCCUAGAAAGCAAGAUCAGUUCCGACCAUUACGUCCAAGUUCCUGAUCUCAAGGCCACAGACACUCAGCUCAGGGAAAGUGGAUUGGAUUGGAUUGGGAAAAUAGAAGUUGGAUGAACAGUUGGGGGCAAGCAAUGCCUGUCUUUGGCCCGCAUCAUUUGGAAGAAAGAGAACAUUUCUGAGCUUGCUGUCUCACAUUCUUACCUCUAUUAGAUUCCAUUCAAACAGUCACGAGACACUGAUUUGUUGGCAUAUGCUGUCAAUUCCUCAGUACAAGCCAUAAGGAUUAAAGAACAAGCACUGUUUACCUCAUCAUUCACAUAAUCAGAAAGGAGAUGGACCAGUACUUGGGAGGUGCCCACUUUAAGAAGCUACCAAGGACUCCAUGCUGCUCUGAAAUUUGAUCUGACUGAUCUUCCUCUUGACAUCAUUUUUCCUGCAGACCCCCUUAACCUUGUGGUGGGCUUUAAGGACUCCCCUAGACAAUAGAGCCUUUAGACUGAUGUGGAGAAGCACACAAGUAAACCAACUCCAUCAUUACAGGACUACAUACCAAGGGCACAGCUCGGGAUGUUUCAACACGAGGUCGAGGUGCAGUUGAAUACAUAUAGUUGAAGAGCCUGUCAAUUUUCCUCAGAGGAACCCCACCUCCACGAUCACUCAUCUAUAAGAAGAAAAUAAAAAACACAGUGAGCACUCAAUAAAACACCACUGAUUGAUAAUGGCAAAA
Molecule: messenger RNA, 7259 nt
Organism: Tachyglossus aculeatus (Australian echidna)
Lineage: Eukaryota; Metazoa; Chordata; Mammalia; Monotremata; Tachyglossidae
Product: neurabin-1-like
Exons: 25
Coding region: 345-3953 (1202 amino acids)
Biological process (GO): actin filament organization; calcium-mediated signaling; neuron projection development
Cellular component (GO): cytoplasm; dendrite; postsynaptic density
Molecular function (GO): actin filament binding
Source: RefSeq, a predicted model, not a curated record